UGUUGUAGUGCACGACAUUAGGAAUGUACACACUACUAUGUAUGUCAUUGAACUAUUUCAUUAUCUGACCUGAAUUUUCCCUCCCGGAUGUGGUUUAAUAGGGGGCAUUGUAGAGAGAAAGAAUAUGUGUGGUAAUUCCGUAGAACUGUCGAUCACUUGGAUGUCAUCUUUGUUUACGUUGAUUUAAAAUUUUCAUUGAUAAGAACGCAAAAAGUCUGUAAACAAGUAUUGUCAUUUCCCAUGUGACUCUGAGCAUCCAAGGUAGUGUUUGAGUUUAUGAAGAGUGACCUGACCCAAUUGCACCACGCUGAAUCUUAGUAACGGACGCACUAAAGGCUUCCGCUGCGAUUUUUUGUGUGGCAGCUAAAGUAUAUUGACCCUUGGCCGAGCGUUGAGGUCACAGGGAGAAAAUAUCUUGAGGUUAAAACGCUAGAUAUCUUCGAUCGGACAGACCUCCACAUUGUCGAGUUCAUGAGGAUAAGCAAUGAAAAUCAUAUUCGUAGGCUGUUAACAUAAUUGAUUAUAGAUUUAUGUAUCGCAUCUAUAGUGGCAUCACAUGGUCAGUACCGACCCACUAAACUAGUGGUCAGGCAGUACGUGCGUUGCCAUCGACCUUGAUCCAAAAAAGAUGGGAUUUUACCAUGAGCAAAAUUCAGGAAAGGGACGUUAUUCAGACUAAAUCUAACGGAUUCAUCAUUGUGGAAUAUUUUAGUAGAGAUAAUUCUGACGAAUGGCAUAAAAGUGAGGCAUAUGUCUUAAAGCAAAAUUAUAUACGGAUGAACAUGUGCUUUGUGUCUUACUAAUGCUAUAGGAUUCUCUCGGAAUCAGAAUUCGGACCAGAUUUCCAUCCAAUGACGAAGAAGCAUGGGAAGGAAUGGAGGUUAUUUUUAAUUUAUUACAUUACGCGUUUAAGAGUGAAAAUAGUAAUUAAUGUCCAUUUUUACUACUGUGUGGUGAAAUUAGUUGCUUAAAACUAACCUUCCGUUACGUUGAAUCGGAUAAAAUAUAACCACAGACUUAUCCUUUUCAUUAGUGCUCACAUUAUUUUCAUAAUAAUAUGAGACCAUACUUUUCCUAACUCCGAUUUUCGAGAGUUACAUGCGUGAACACACGGGUAUGGAAAUGAGAGGAAUGAAAACAAAAAAGAUGACUGGUGUAAAAGACAAUGGCUCUUGUCAAAUGCGAUUAGGGCUUUUAGGGUAUUUCCUAAGCAACCAAUUUCAUUUUUCUGUGUCCAGGGUCUGUUAACAUGUAUUCAUCAGGAAAGGGCCAAAUACCAGGAGGAGGCCGAAGGAGGGGCCGCUGUAAAUGGUUCAAUGUGGCCAAAGGAUGGGGCUUUGUUACACCAGAUGACGGGGCACAGGAUGUGUUUGUUCAUCAAUCGGUCGUUCACAAAGCUGGUUUUAGAAGUCUAGACGAUGGAGAAGAGGUAGAAUUUGAAAGUAAACCUUCAGAUAAAGGAGUGGAAGCUACCUUUGUUUGUGGGCCUUCGGGUACCGAAUGCAGAGGAAGUUCACGUCGACCGCUGUCGAGGAAAAAGUUUAGGAAAAUAAGUAGGUGCUACAACUGUGGUGACUUUGGAAACCAUAUCGCUGCCAAAUGCCCCCAUGGACCGUUACCAAAGAGAUGUCAUAACUGUAAAUCCACCGAACACCUCAUUGCAGAUUGUCCUAUUCGAACUCCCGAAAAACCACUAGUCCGAAACGGAAGUAGUGGUAAUAAUGUCGGGCUCGGUGAGGGACAUAAUUCCGGAUUAGGAGGUCUGUGAAAGUGUUGUUCAUUUGUGUUUAUCAUGAAAAAUAACAGCAGAAUGGAGCAUCUGUUAGUCAGAUUCGUUUGAUUUAUAGAUUGUAUCUUGUUCCUGUGACAAAUAAUUUCAACUUUUGUGGACUUACUGCCGCCUACAUCGUUACAUUUUUGUUCCAAACUAAAUGGAAUCGUCCUGAAUACUGGAUAAUCCCUGGCAUUUUUUGACUGCUAAGGCAUUUCUUAAAUCUAUUUAUAUGAUUUAAACUUAUCAGCAGAUGUCUGCAAUGGGCGAUGCACCUUCUACUAUGUACCAAAAUUUUGGUUGUAACAUUGGAAAAAGUAAUAGUGCUGAGAAACAUUUAAUGACGUAGAUACAUUUUCUAUAUUGUUACCGUUUUCCAUUACGUGACUGAAAUGUCACAUUACUUUUCAUUGUGCCGUUUCAAUUAUGAUGUUGAGCUUUGUAUUACUUGUGUGUUUCACAUGAUGUAAGACUAUAUAGCAACCAUAUCUACCUCAAUUGAGGGUUUCUAGUAUUUUUAAACCGUGUGUUCUUUGUGUUUUAAGUUUUGUUUUAUUUCUAUUUUUUUCAAUAUCAGGGGCGCUAAGAAAAAAAAGAGGAAAACAGAAGAGUUACAAUAAAAUAGAUAUUUUAUAUGUUAUAUUUUCUUAAUCUAUGAUGAGAGAAAUAAGAAAUACAAAAAAUAAUAAGAUAAAGUUGAUAUAAAAAAUAACACAUUUAAUGGCAGCUUUACCCUGUUUAAUCAUUGAUGUUUAGAAA
Molecule: messenger RNA, 2530 nt
Organism: Saccostrea cuccullata (small rock oyster)
Lineage: Eukaryota; Metazoa; Mollusca; Bivalvia; Ostreida; Ostreidae
Product: protein lin-28 homolog
Exons: 4
Coding region: 1250-1768 (172 amino acids)
Biological process (GO): pre-miRNA processing
Cellular component (GO): cytoplasm; nucleus
Molecular function (GO): mRNA binding; zinc ion binding
Source: RefSeq, a predicted model, not a curated record